Molecule: messenger RNA, 2220 nt
Organism: Durio zibethinus
Lineage: Eukaryota; Viridiplantae; Streptophyta; Magnoliopsida; Malvales; Malvaceae
Product: putative 26S proteasome non-ATPase regulatory subunit 3
Biological process (GO): regulation of protein catabolic process; ubiquitin-dependent protein catabolic process
Cellular component (GO): proteasome regulatory particle, lid subcomplex; proteasome complex
Molecular function (GO): enzyme regulator activity
Source: RefSeq, a predicted model, not a curated record
AAAGCCAAUAAAUAAAUACCGUAUAUUUAUAUUUGGAACUAGAAAUUCCUCGCUUGAAGAGAAAGAAAAGAUUCUUUAAAGAAGAGGCAAAAGCGGUGAUUGUCUGCUGUCGACACUAAAUAAAGCAAGUUAGAGCAACUCCCGAUUCCGAUCCCUAGAGCUCCUUCCUCCAGAUUCGUAACAACUCAUUUUCCCUUUUCAUCGAUCGACGCUCGCCUCUUAAUUCUUUCAUUUGCGAUCGUCGGUAGGGCUUUAGGCAAAGAUGACUCAAGAUGUGGAGAUGAAAGACAACCUAACUCCUUCUCAAUCCGUUCCCUCUGCUGUUCCCUCCACUUUGCAGCAUUUGAAGGAGAUCGCUUCGCUUAUUGAGACUGGUUCCUACACUAAGGAAGUUCGCCGUAUAGUCCGUGCCGUUCGCCUCACAUUUGGGCUCAGGCGGAAGCUUACGGCGUCUCUGCUAUCGGCGUUUCUCGAUUUUGCUCUGUACCCUGGUUCCGAGGCUCAUGCUAGAUUGUCCUCAUUUCUUCCUAAGGAAGAUGAGCUCAUGGAAGUUGAUACCGCAACAUCUACUGUUCAGACUCCAGCAAAACACUUGUUGCCAGAGCUUGAGAUUUACUGCUAUUUGCUUGUUCUCCUUUUUCUCAUUGAUCAGAAAAAAUACAAUGAGGCUAAAGCUUGUUCCACAGCAAGUAUUAAUCGGCUCAAAAGCCUAAACAGAAGAACUCUUGAUGUCCUAGCAUCAAGACUUUACUUCUAUUACUCGUAUAGCUAUGAGCUCACUGGUGAUCUUGCCCAAAUUCGUGGCAACCUCCUAGCCUUGCAUCGAAUUGCUACACUACACCAUGAUGAGCUUGGUCAGGAAACACUUCUAAACUUGUUGAUGCGUAAUUACCUCCAUUAUAACCUCUAUGAUCAGGCAGAGAAGUUAAGGUCUAAGGCACCACGAUUUGAAGCACACUCAAACCAGCAGUUUUGUCGAUAUCUCUUCUACCUAGGCAAGAUUAGAACAAUUCAGUUAGAGUAUACGGAUGCAAAAGAGAGUCUGCUACAGGCUGCUCGUAAAGCCCCUGUUGCAGCUCGGGGCUUCAGAAUUCAGUGUAACAAGUGGGCUAUAUUAGUUCGUCUGCUGUUGGGUGAAAUACCUGAAAGGACAAUCUUUAUGCAGAAAGGAAUGGAGAAGGCUUUGAGGCCAUACUUUGAGCUGACAAAUGCUGUACGGAUUGGUGACUUGGAGCUCUUUAGGACUGUGGCGGAGAAGUUUGCUAGCACUUUCAGUACUGACAAGACACAAAAUCUCAUAGUCCGCCUGCGACAUAAUGUCAUUAGGACUGGAUUACGCAACAUCAGUAUCUCUUAUUCACGCAUAUCGCUGGCUGACAUUGCUGAAAAAUUGAGGUUGAACUCUGAAAAUCCUGUGGCAGAUGCUGAAAGCAUUGUAGCGAAGGCUAUCCGUGAUGGUGCGAUAGAUGCUACAUUGGAUCAUGCAAAUGGUUGGAUGGUGUCAAAGGAGACUGGUGAUAUUUAUUCUAGCAAUGAGCCUCAAAUAGCCUUCCAUUCCAGGAUUGCUUUCUGCCUUAACAUGCAUAAUGAAGCAGUUCGAGCCUUGCGAUAUCCACCAAAUACACACAAGGAGAAGGAAAGUGCUGAAAAAAGGAGAGAGAGGCAACAGCAAGAACAGGAACUCGCGAAACAUAUUGCUGAAGAGGAUGAUGAUGAUUUUUAAGGAUUUUGCAUCUGUGAUUAUGAAUUGCAGCAUGUGUCUCGACCUUCUUUAUUGUUUCUCGUUUGGAAGGCUAGUUCAUACUUUUCAAUUUUAUGAAUGCUAACCGUUUUUACUUGGAUGACUUUCAGUCGUGUUGUUAUCAAUACAAAAUUUUAAUGUUUUGUGGCGAAAUCAUGUCUGAUGUGAUGCUGGGCAUAGAGUAAUUGGGUUAAGUGGUCUUUUCUGGAUUGGAAUUACUUAAUUUCUCGUAGGUAAUUGCGGCAAGGGUUCAAACUUCAACAGCAUUUCCUGUUCUAGUGAGUUGUUUCAUGGAGAAUGUGGGUGGGGAAUGUUUUGACAUGCUACCGAUAGUUUCUUAGUUUGUUUAGUAUUAAUGCAAGGACCAAAUAAAUGGCAUUGUUAAGGUGAACAUCAUGAAACUAUUUAUGCGUAGAGUUUCAUUUAUCAAGUCGGAAUUGCAGGAAACACAAGUUUUGUUUGGUAUAUUGAUUUUGUUA